This is a messenger RNA of Cetraspora pellucida, 371 nucleotides long. The record is from the annotation of a GenBank genome assembly. NCBI's taxonomy places the organism in Eukaryota, Fungi, Glomeromycota, Glomeromycetes, Diversisporales, Gigasporaceae.
ACAGACCACAUAAUGUCGAACUUGCACUGGAUAUUAAAAAAGGACUGCAUCCUAAAAUUGCAGAAGAUACACCUCAAUGUUUUGUCGAGUUAAUAAAGCGUUGUCUUGAUGUCGAUCCACGCAGACGACCAUCAGCGGAAGACUUAAUGAACAAAAUUUUUGGAUGGGAAUUUGAAUACCUUUAUAAUUAUGAUGAUGUGGAAAGUGAUAUAUAUCAACAAUUCAGUAAAGCAAAUCAAUCAGUUCUCAAUGUAGAAAGAAAACCUAUAACGGAAUUACAUCCAGAGGCAAUUUACACAAGUAGACCAUCGAAUGAUAUCAUUGAAGCUAUCAAUUCGCAUUUAAAUUCCGGCCUUGAAAUUUCCGAUUAA